This is a messenger RNA of Amyelois transitella, 636 nucleotides long. Its product is annotated as proteasome subunit beta type-2. The transcript has 4 exons. Gene Ontology annotation, biological process: proteasomal protein catabolic process. The coding region runs from base 1 to 636 and encodes 211 amino acids. NCBI's taxonomy places the organism in Eukaryota, Metazoa, Arthropoda, Insecta, Lepidoptera, Pyralidae. Gene Ontology annotation, cellular component: proteasome core complex. The record is from RefSeq and is a predicted model, not a curated record.
AUGCCGUCAAACGCCCAUCUAUUUCAAUGUCUCAUCGGCAUCCAGUGUCAAGAUUUCAGUAUUGUGGCCGCUGACCAGAUGAAUACACAAAGCGUUUUAGUUUUGAAAAACGACGAACAAAAACUGAUACCAAUAGCUGACAACAUACUCAUGGGGGUGAACGGUGAGAUGGGCGACAUAGUUCAGUUCACGCAGUUCGUGGAGAAGAAUGUUCAGCUGUACAAAAUGAGGAACAUGUACGGAUUGGACACGGCAGCCACGGUGCAUUUCACCAGGACGAAUUUGAUGGAGUAUUUGAAGAGCGGAAACCCCUACAUAAUAAACAUGUUGAUCGCCGGUUUCGACCCUGGCCUUGGUGGUCAGUUAUACACCAUGGACUUCAUGGCCGCCUCCGUGAGGGUCCCCUUCGCCACCCACGGCUUCGGAGGCAUCCUCUGUAUGGGCAUCUUGGAUAGAUUUUAUAAACCCACAUUAUCAGAACCAGAAGCUUACGAGGUGAUCAAGACGUGCAUAUCCGAGAUCCAGCAGAGGCUGUUCCUGAACUUGCCCAACUUCCAGGUCAAGGUGGUCAGCAAGGACGGCAUCAAGGAACUGCCAAAAAUAACUCCGGCGACGUUCAUCGGAACUAGGGCUUAG